Plectropomus leopardus (leopard coralgrouper) is the source of this 2834-nucleotide messenger RNA. Its product is annotated as muscleblind-like protein 1. Gene Ontology annotation, cellular component: nucleoplasm; cytoplasm. Gene Ontology annotation, biological process: regulation of RNA splicing. Lineage: Eukaryota; Metazoa; Chordata; Actinopteri; Perciformes; Serranidae. Gene Ontology annotation, molecular function: RNA binding; metal ion binding. The record is from RefSeq and is a predicted model, not a curated record.
UCGUGCAGAUUCAUCAGUUCCUGUUCGGGAAGGGGAUUGUGUGUGAGCACACACACACUCCGUACACCCAGACCGAGUGCCAGUGAAACACACAGACAGUCAGGCAGAGAGAAGUGCCUUCUUUCGGUGACCCCUGUGGCUGUUUGGCUCCACUGAAGCCGCCUCUGCCUCUGUGCCUGUCCAUGUCUGCCAGAGUCGCCAGCCACACCAGAAGCCCCAGGACUGCCAAUCCCAUCCACUGAGCCAGUCUACACACCACUGACACCUCACUGCUUCCCUCCGUCCAUGCCACUCAGCCCUCCUCCGUGGAAGUCAACCACCCCCCCCUCCUCUGCAGGCAUAGCUUGAUACUGAAGACAGACAGCUUUUAUCGGCUCCUGCAAACGGAAGGAGAUUGUCUCUCUGCUGUCCCCUCCACCACAGCCUUCUCCUCCUCAUCCUUCUUCUGUUCAUCUUUCUCCUCCUUCUCUCUCCUCCAGCCCCGCAUCUUUUCAUCAUGGGCCAACUCGAUCGAUAAUGUGUUUUGCCAUUCGUCUCAUCUCAAAGCUCAGCCGAGGAGCGAGGCCAAAUCUGGUGUGUGUGUGUGUUUGAGAGAGAGAGAACAAGAAAGAGAGAUUACAAAGCAAACCCUUGUGGCCGUCGCCAGCCCUGGGUGACAGGCGGUGGAGGAUUCCUAUCACAGCCACAAACAGACUCUUGGGAUGGGCCGCAGGUGGUAGGCAAGUCCCAGGCCUCACAGGCUUCACCUCAGAAUCAGACCCUGGGGACAAAACCUCUUAAAAUUGGCCUUUUCCCAUGUCCUUUACCUAUUCUUUCUCCCCAUUUGUCCCCGCAUCAUUGAAAACAUACACGCGUAACUGCAUUUGCUGGAUAUCUGUUCCUCUUAAUCGACCCCUCCUGCCUGGUUCGAAAUGGCAGUGAAUGUGACACCAAUCCGGGACACAAAGUGGCUGACGUUGGAGGUUUGUCGGGAAUUCCAGAGAGGAACGUGUUCGCGACCGGACAGCGAGUGCAAGUUUGCUCACCCUGCCAAGAGCUGUCAAGUGGAAAACGGCAGAGUCAUUGCCUGUUUUGACUCACUCAAGGGCCGCUGUUCUAGAGAGAACUGUAAGUACCUGCAUCCUCCUCCCCACCUAAAGACCCAGCUGGAGAUCAAUGGAAGGAACAACCUCAUCCAGCAGAAAAACAUGGCCAUGCUGGCCCAGCAGAUGCAGCUCGCCAACGCCAUGAUGCCCGGCACACAGCUACAGCCAGUGCCCAUGUUUUCAGUCACACCCAGCCUUGCAACCAAUGUCAAUGCUGCUGCGGCAGCAGCCGCUGCGUUUAACCCCUACCUUGGCCCCGUGUCGCCCGGCCUGAUGCCCGCUGACAUCUUGCCCAGUGCUCCCGUACUGGUCACCAGCAACCCCAAUGUCCCCGUACCAGCUGCUGCUGCUGCUGCUGCACAGAAACUCAUGAGGACAGACAGACUGGAGGUGUGUCGGGAGUACCAGCGGGGUAACUGCACACGCGGAGAGAACGACUGUCGCUUUGCCCACCCUUCAGACAGCACUAUGAUUGACACCAACGAUAACACGGUCACUGUGUGUAUGGACUACAUAAAGGGCCGCUGCUCGAGGGAGAAGUGCAAGUACUUUCACCCUCCAGCUCACCUGCAGGCCAAGAUCAAAGCGGCCCAACACCAAGUCAACCAGGCUGCGGCUGCUGCAGCCAUGACUCAGUCGGCUGUCAAAUCACUGAAGCGACCCCUCGACGCAACUUUUGACCUGGGGCUCCCUCCUGUCUUGCCUCCUUUACCAAAGAGACCUGCACUUGAAAAAGCCAAUGGUGCCACCACUAUGUUCAAUGCUGGCGUAUUCCAGUACCAACAGGCCCUGGCCAACAUGCAGUUUCAGCAGCAGGCUGCCUUCAUACCAUCAGGCUCGAUAUUGUGCAUGACACCUGCAACAAGUGUUGUACCCAUGAUGCACGGUGCUAAUCCAGCCACUGUGUCUGCAGCCACCACAUCUGCCACAAGUGUUCCCUUUGCAACCGCAACAGCCAAUCAGAUUCCAAUAAUAUCUGCAGACCAUCUGACUAGUCACAAGUAUGUGACCCAGAUGUAGGAGUCUCAAUCAGAACAAUGGAACUGGAGUGCGUUGGUGUCAAGUCCAAGACUAGCGGUAACCCUUCAUGCCUGUAACAUCAAGAGCAAAACGGAAAACCAAAUCUCAAUUGGUUUGGGAUAAAUCUGCAUGUUAUCAUAGGAGGCACAGUGUGUUAGGAUUGUUUUCAUGUGUUACUCAUGCACACUUCAACACGACAACAGAAAAGAAUAUAAUUUGCAUUAAAAGACUGCCUUUCGCUCUGUGGAGGCAACUUACCUUUAUUCACCGGACACACUUUGAAUGUCAACAUGAGGUAAACGAAGGGAGCAGUCAUUCAAAAAAAAAAAAUGACUGGAUUGGUACGUCCAUUGACCAAGAAUCAUGUGUUUUUUUGUUUAUUGGUUGGUGGUCUUUGACCGAAAUGUGUUCAUUUGUUUACACAACGGUGCACCUUGUAUUUCAUUUGAGGCAAAAGAAAGAAACAAAUUAUCUGACUAAUCACAUAUGCAUGCACAACAAUUUUCUUUAUUUUUUCAUUUUGUUAAACCAGUGAUAGGGGAAAUUACACGAGUGUGCUCAGAGGCAAAAUAGCAACUGAAUGUCUGUGAGGUGUCUUUCAAACCUUUGUAGCCUACUUUUCUAUCUCUUAAGCACAUGUCUUUAACCUUGCAGGCAUCCCUGUAAAGUGCCAUACAUCUCAAAACACAUGAAUGGUAUUAAAGCAGUUCUACAAAGUGUUAAACUCAA